Molecule: messenger RNA, 1059 nt
Organism: Gongylonema pulchrum
Lineage: Eukaryota; Metazoa; Nematoda; Chromadorea; Rhabditida; Gongylonematidae
Source: the annotation of a GenBank genome assembly
AUGGGCUGUGUGAAUAGCACUGACCAAAAUGCGAAGGCACGCUCAAAGCAGAUCGAUGAACAGCUGAAAGCAGAUGGCGAGAGGGCAUCGCGCGAAGUGAAGCUACUGUUGCUGGGAGCGGGCGAAUCUGGGAAAAGUACCAUUGUAAAGCAGAUGAAAAUUAUUCACGAAACAGGUUACAGCGAUGAAGAACGAAAAGCAUAUAAGCCAGUUAUCGACUUCUCAGUGUCUGGCCGAAGUGAUGAUGCCCGUCAAUUUUUCAUGCUGGCACAAAGUUGCGACGAGGGUGAAUUACCGCCCGAAUUAGCCGUUUGUAUGAAACGUUUGUGGGCCGAUCCUGGCGUGCAGGAAUGCUUCAUGCGCUCGCGAGAAUAUCAGCUAAAUGAUUCUGCUCCAUAUUAUCUCAAUUAUCUCGACAGGCAUGUGUUGCUACCGUUCAUUCAGACCUCCCAAGUUUUGCUUCUGCUGAUGAAAAGUGUUAUUUCAAACAGUAAAGUGCCUAUGUGCCUAUGUUUAGAAUGUCGCUUUUUAUUAGUUACACUGAUAUCGCAGUCUGGGUAUGUGCCAACACAAGAUGAUGUCUUGAGAACGCGUGUAAAAACUACGGGAAUUGUCGAGACACAUUUUACUUACAAGGAUUUGCAUUUCAAGAUGUUUGAUGUUGGUGGUCAACGCUCGGAGCGAAAAAAAUGGAUCCAUUGUUUUGAGGGUGUAACAGCAAUCAUAUUUUGUGUUGCGAUGUCCGAAUAUGAUAUGAGGCUUGCCGAGGACGAUGAGAUGAAUCGCAUGGUUGAAAGCAUGAAAUUGUUCGAUUCAAUUUGCAACAACAAAUGGUUCACGGACACAUCGAUAAUAUUGUUUUUGAACAAGAAAGAUCUCUUUGAAGAAAAAAUUCGAAAAUCACCGUUAACAUUGUGUUUUCCGGAGUACGCUGAUGGGCAGAAGGAAAUCUACACGCAUUUCACGUGUGCAACCGAUACCAACAACAUUCGUUUCGUAUUCGAUGCAGUCACCGAUAUAAUCAUCAAGGAGAAUUUGCGGCAGUGCGGGCUUUUCUAG